Messenger RNA from Amaranthus tricolor (Joseph's coat), 762 nucleotides. RefSeq lists its product as uncharacterized. Bases 1 to 762 code for a protein of 253 amino acids. The transcript has 3 exons. NCBI's taxonomy places the organism in Eukaryota, Viridiplantae, Streptophyta, Magnoliopsida, Caryophyllales, Amaranthaceae. The record is from RefSeq and is a predicted model, not a curated record.
AUGAAUUGGGAUAUCUAUCAAACAUUAAGUAAAAAUGAAACUCUUCCGCCAUGGGAAGCUGAUAUGACGGGUGAGAACCAAAAAGAAUGUCGAAUUCAAAGAGACGAUUCAAAAGGUCAUUCCCAACUAUUUAAUGACUAUUUUGCUGAAAAUCCUACAUAUUCUUCUCGAUUGUUUCGACGUAGGCUUAGGAUGAGGAAACAUGUAUUUUUACGGAUAAUGGAAGCUGUCUCCAACAAUGAUCCAUGGUUCACUACCAACAUUGAUACAACUGGUAAAAAAGGUCUAAGUGCUUUACAAAAGUGUACUGCAGCUCUUCGUAUGCUAGCAUACAGGGUGGCUGCUGAUCAAGAUUUGACGAGAUUAUUGGCCUUUAGUGAAGGACGAGGAUUCCCUGGCAUGAUUGGUAGUGUUGAUUGCAUGCAUUGGGAGUGGAAGAAUUGCCCAGGAGCAUGGAAAGGGCAAUAUCAAGGUCGAGCUGGUGUUGCAACAUUAAUCUUUGAAGCUGUCGCUGAUCAUGACUUAUGGAUAUGUCAUGCCCUUUUUGGGAUGCCAAGUUCAUAUAAUGAUCUCAACGUGCUAUAUCGAUCACCUCUUUUAGUUGAUUUGUUUGAAGGAAGGGCACCACCUGUCAAUUUCAUGGUGAAUGGAAAUCAAUACAGCAUGUCUUACUAUCUCACUGAUGGCAUUUAUCCUAAAUGGGCUACUUUUAUUCAGUCUAUUACUGAACCACAAACACCAAAAGCAAGGUUAUUUGCCUAA